UGACGACGACGAAUGAGUAGCCAACAAGAGCGUAUACAGAAUGCCUUGGCUCAGAUGUCAUCAAAGCCAGUGCCAGAUAUUGAUUUCACGGUACACACCAACGAAGAUGGCACACAAGUCUCGACACAGGAGAGAGUUAUAAAGGAUGUACAAGCUCCUGCCAUGCAGCCACCUACGGAUGAACAAUUUUGGUCUAAAGUUGACCCUACAAAGCCAGAUAUCGCUUUCCUCAAAAACCACUUUUAUAGGGAGGGUCGUCUGCACGAGCACCAAGCGUUAUAUAUUCUACACCAGGCUACAGAGAUAUUAAAAAAUGAGCCAAAUCUACUCAACGUAGACGCUCCAAUCACUGUGUGCGGUGAUAUCCAUGGUCAAUACUUCGAUUUAAUGAAGUUGUUUGAAGUUGGAGGAAAUCCUGUUGAUACUCGCUACCUCUUCCUUGGUGACUACGUAGACCGUGGUUACUUCUCUAUUGAAUGUGUUCUCUACUUAUGGGCUCUUAAGAUUUGGUACCCUAAUACCCUGUUCUUGCUUCGCGGUAACCACGAGUGCCGUCACUUGACUGAUUAUUUCACUUACAAACUCGAAUGCAAGCACAAAUACUCUGAAACGAUUUACGACGCCUGCAUGGAGAGUUUCUGUGCUCUUCCUCUUGCAGCAAUUAUGAACAAGCAAUUCUUAUGUAUACACGGUGGUUUAAGUCCAGAGCUCAAUACCCUUGAUGAUUUGAGAAGAAUCGAUAGGUUCCGUGAACCACCAACACACGGUCUCAUGUGUGAUAUUCUAUGGGCGGACCCACUUGAAGACUUUGGAAAUGAAAAGUCUAGUGAUGCCUUCAUGCAUAAUCACGUUCGUGGUUGUUCGUACUUUUUCACAUACACGGCUGCUUGUCAGUUCUUAGAACGCAACGGGUUGUUGUCAAUUAUCAGAGCUCAUGAAGCUCAAGACGCAGGAUAUAGAAUGUAUCGCAAAACCAAGACAACUGGCUUCCCUUCUGUUAUGACAAUAUUCAGUGCACCAAAUUACCUCGACGUAUAUAACAACAAAGCUGCUGUUUUGAAGUACGAAAACAACGUUAUGAAUAUAAGACAAUUCAACUGCACGCCGCAUCCAUAUUGGUUACCAAACUUCAUGGACGUAUUCACAUGGUCCUUGCCGUUCGUUGGUGAGAAGAUAACCGACAUGUUGAUAGCAAUUUUGAAUAUCUGCUCAAAGGAGGAAUUAGAAGAAGAGGAAGAGGAAGAAGCAGCUAUUGAAGCAGCAGCUAUUGCAGCAGCUAAUGAAAAGGUCGUACCAGAGCCUGAAAUACCGUCGGUGCAAGUACAAGAAGCCGAAACUGAAAUCAAGGCACCACCAAAGAUUGUCACAUCUAAUGAAGCUAGUCAAGAUGAAAUGGCAGCUGCCACAUCCGACCUCCGUCGCCAGAUUGUCAAGAACAAAAUCAUGGCAGUUGGUAAGAUGGCACGGGUGUUUGCCUUAUUGAGAGAAGAGAGUGAAAAGGUAUCAGAAUUGAAGGCAUUGCACAACACGAACAAGCUACCAUCCGGUCAAUUAGCCUUAGGUGCAGAAGGUAUAAAAGAAGCUAUUGAGAACUUCGACGAUGCCAAGAAGUCUGAUAUUGAGAAUGAAAGAUUACCACCAGAUUUGGUUGACGCAGAUAUAGAUGCGCCAGCUUCACCUGCAUUCUCACAGCCGGGUACGCCUACGAAUAUCGACGAACCAUUAUCAUAUUCAGCUGCAAAUGGCGUAGGAUCACCAAUGUCCCCGCAAUCGGGUCCAAGUUCACCAGCUUCAAUUGGAAGUUCACCAUCCAUUGGACCAACAAUCGGUCAUGGACAUUCACAGUCAUACGCUUACACACCUUCAACGCCGUUUAGAAGGGGACAUCACGCUAGACAACAAUCACUCGGUACAACUUCAACAUCACCUUCUAAUAGACGACGCUCACUCGAUCAAACGAUUUCACUUAUUAGGGAAGCGAUGGAUCACGAUUAAUGCGAUAUUCAACGGUGGAAUUAUGUUUUUUUUCUCUAAACAAACAAUUGUAAUGAUUUUCUACUCAAAAAAGCUAGUUAUUAUGUUUUAUAAUGGCACAUGAAUAUACCUUGA
Molecule: messenger RNA, 2109 nt
Organism: Wallemia mellicola CBS 633.66
Lineage: Eukaryota; Fungi; Basidiomycota; Wallemiomycetes; Wallemiales; Wallemiaceae
Gene: Cmp1p
Product: Metallo-dependent phosphatase
Exons: 6
Coding region: 13-1995 (660 amino acids)
Biological process (GO): calcineurin-mediated signaling; fungal-type cell wall organization
Cellular component (GO): calcineurin complex; cytoplasm
Molecular function (GO): calmodulin-dependent protein phosphatase activity; calmodulin binding
Source: RefSeq, a predicted model, not a curated record